AUGAUUUGGAUAUUCGUACUCUUAGUUCCGGGGGUCUUCUCUGAUCCCCUCCUGGUGGAGGCCCCCCAGGGUCAGUUUCGGGGCAUACCCGCUGAUGAUGGAAACUACACUAUGUUUCUGGGUAUACCGUAUGGGCGGGUGGACCCCGAAAACCCUUUUGGAGCGGCUCAACCUCACCCAAGAUUUACUGAAAUAUUCGAAGCCAACAAUGAUUCUGCAAUCUGCCCUCAAGCCGGUGACGCAUCAGGCACUAUGACCCUCGACUGUCUCAAUCUAAAUGUUUACGUACCAAACAAUUCAACUGGAAAACUUCCAGUUUUAGUUUGGAUACAUGGCGGGGGCUUUUCCUUUGGUGAUGGCACUAAGCGACAGCAAGGACCGAAGUAUUUAGUACGCCACAACAUAAUUGUAGUAUCAAUAAACUAUCGACUUGGACCAUUCGGAUUUUUGUGCUUAGACAUUCCUGGAAUAUCCGGGAACCAGGGUUUUAAAGACCAGACGAUAGCUUUAAGAUGGAUCCGAGAAAACAUUGAAUCGUUCGGUGGUGAUCCAAACCAUGUCACCGCUUAUGGAGAGAGCGCCGGUGCUGCUUCAGUUGAGUUCCAUAUGGCUUCCGAAAAUGAGCAACUAUUCCAAAGGGCUAUUUUGUCAAGCGGAGCCAUUUUUGGCACAUGGACCAUAGGUGAAAUAGAUAAUUCUAUACCUUUGAAGAUAGCAACAUCUUUAGGGUUAACAACGGACAACGUUCAAACUGCGUUAGAUUUUUUGAAAGGCCAAGAUGUACAAAGAGUAAUUGGUGCAUCAAGAGCGUUUGGAAUGUUGUCUGGCUGUGUUGAACGAAAAUUUAGUGGUGUAGAGGGAUUCAUGCUCGUCCAUCCUUUUACAUUAGACAGGCUAUCAAAAGUUGAGAAUAUGUCAAUCAUCACCGGAUUCAAUGAUGAUGAAUCGUUAGCUAGUUUUAUUAACACGCCAGAAGAAUCUUUUCCCAAUUUGGAUCCCUUUAGAAAUUUCGCUGAAGAAUUUCUUGAAGACAAGGAUGAGGUUUACAACUAUAUUCGACGAUUUUACAUAGGUGGUCAAUCAAUAACUUCGAAUGUUAGACGAGAGCUGAUUGACUUCACUUCCGACCAAACGUUUAAUCAUCCAAGUCAUAGAAGUCUUAAGCGAUUCCUGGUUUCCAGUAAGAAUGUCUAUUAUUACAUUUUCUCAUACACUGGAGGGAGAAAUAUGGUGAAGGUCAGAAUGAACAUUACUGAAGGUGGAGCGGCCCAUGCUGAUGAAUUAGGAUAUGUCUUUGAUAUGGGCGAGUUAAGUGGAUUAGGGAAUGCAGAAGAUUAUGUGAUUGUAGAUAGGAUGACAGAAAUGUGGGCAAAUUUCGUGAAGUACGGAAACCCCACGCCAGAAGUGACGGAGCUCCUUCCAGUGACCUGGCCGGUUGCCACAGCAGAGACCCACAGAUACCUGGACAUCAACAGAAACCUCGUAGUGGGAUAUCGACCGUUUCAUAGAAGAAUGACAUUUUGGGAUAUGUUUCAUGUUGUGUUUCCAUUUAAAACAAAUAGUGCUGUAAAUAAUACAACUUUUAAUUUCCUUUUGGUUGUUAUGUGUUGUCUGUGGAAAUUGAUUGCUUAA
Messenger RNA from Pieris macdunnoughi, 1632 nucleotides. The record is from the annotation of a GenBank genome assembly. Lineage: Eukaryota; Metazoa; Arthropoda; Insecta; Lepidoptera; Pieridae.